This is a messenger RNA of Pestalotiopsis fici W106-1, 771 nucleotides long. RefSeq lists its product as uncharacterized. The transcript is spliced from 2 exons. Lineage: Eukaryota; Fungi; Ascomycota; Sordariomycetes; Amphisphaeriales; Sporocadaceae. The coding region runs from base 1 to 771 and encodes 256 amino acids. Gene Ontology annotation, molecular function: O-methyltransferase activity; S-adenosylmethionine-dependent methyltransferase activity. The record is from RefSeq and is a predicted model, not a curated record.
AUGAAGGACGCAAAGCCCAUACUCUACAGCAAUGAUGCCGUUGCUGAGGCCGUGACCACGUAUUCCGAGGCGCACUCGCUGGAUCUGCCCAAAUGGCUCAUCGACUAUCAUGCGGAUGUCUGCCGAAACAAUACCAACAGUAAUCUCAUGAUAUCUACAUACCAAGCGCGCUCUCUGGUAUGGCUUGCGAGACUCAUUGAUGCCAAGAGAGUUCUCGAGAUUGGUGUCUACCUAGGGUUUUCCACAAUGACAUGGUCUCACGCUGUCGGGCCCUCGGGAACCGUGACAGGCCUCGAGUUCAAUCCCGAGUUUGCACAGCGAGCCGAGGCAGCCUUUGCAUCCAACUCACUGAGCAACAUCACCCUCAAAGUGGGCGACGCUUUGGCUGCGCUACCGGCCCUAGAGACUCCCGGCGGCGAGCCCUACGACGUUGUCUUUGUCGACGCCCAAAAGUCGGGCUACGUGGCGUACCUGCAGACGGUGCUCGACCGGUCGCCGGCGGGCGCCCCCGCGGCGCAGAGGCUCCUGCGCAAGGGCGGCCUGCUCAUUGGCGAUAAUGCUCUCCGGCGCGGACUCGUGGCCGACGACUCGGCGGCGAACCCGCACCGGCCCACCGAGCCCGGCGCCGCGGAGGGCGAGGAGUACAAGGGCCAGCACGACGAUGUUGGCAAGAUGCGCGAGUUCAACGACGCGGUCAAGGCCAAUCCUCGGUUGGAACCAUUUUUGCUGCCUCUGUGGGACGGCCUGGUCCUUGCUAGACUGGUGGAUUAA